AUGAGUGUUGGCCGUGCACAUUCUAAACUACAGCUUCUCGUUCUCGAAACCUACCGCGACUUUCUACGAGUCAUCAAAGCCCUUGACCCAUCCGUCCGCGAACAAGUUCGGCGCGAGUUUCGUGAAGCUGCGACGCGUUUUCAACCGUCUGAAGUGCUGCUUAUCGAAUAUCACCUUCGAAGAGCGAAAAGUCAGCUAAAACAGCUUCAGAAAGGCAGUGUGACUUCUAUUGGGAACAUCGCCGUAAAGCAUCAGGUCCGCGUUUUCACUGCGCUUUCUGAACUGUGUGGUGUGUUCGUAGAUAGUUCUUAA
Molecule: messenger RNA, 312 nt
Organism: Strongylus vulgaris
Lineage: Eukaryota; Metazoa; Nematoda; Chromadorea; Rhabditida; Strongylidae
Source: the annotation of a GenBank genome assembly